Molecule: messenger RNA, 966 nt
Organism: Meyerozyma guilliermondii ATCC 6260
Lineage: Eukaryota; Fungi; Ascomycota; Pichiomycetes; Serinales; Debaryomycetaceae
Exons: 1
Coding region: 1-966 (321 amino acids)
Molecular function (GO): protein binding
Source: RefSeq, a predicted model, not a curated record
AUGCUUAUAGACCUCCCCGAUGACAUCUUGGCCGCAAUCCUACACAUCUCUGCCCCACAAUCAGUAACCCUUCUUUCCUCAACCUCAAAACAAUUUCGAAGCCGGUUACUGUCGUUUGUGUUCCGCAAUGCCAAAUGCACUUGGUCCCAACUUCUCCAUCACACCGACCAAAUAUCGCAAAUUUCUCCCUACGUGCAACAAAUAAGGCUCACAGACUCAUACCCAUACGGCGAAUGGCACAUAGACGUUAUUACUCACUUGGAUCAGUUUCCCAACUUGAAGGCAUUGCAGAUCAACCUGGCAAGCUCUGCCAAUUGGCUCAGAUACAGAGCCGAUUCCCGACUACGUCGUCUCACAUUGUACUCAGACACCACCAUAUCCUUCGCUAGAGUGUUCGAUAUUGGUCAUAUUCGACAUUUUUCUCAAUUAACUUGGCUUUCUCUCGACGAGUACCAUUUUCUAUGGGCUCCGUCAGACGUCGAUUGGAGUGUCGGAUUGGCACAUUUGGUGCUCAUCAAUUGCACAUGGGAGUUCCCGUUCUCCAUAUCACAAUUCAAUCCAAACGGAAACCUCAAAUCGCUUUCCUUGACUUAUAGACAACACCACCCAUUUGUUCUUCUGGAACGAUUUGCAAGAUUUCUCGAUUUUUCAGCGGAGUCCUCAAUGACCAAUCUUUCCUCUCUUUCCAUAACCCUCGAGAACAACCAUCUCUCGUGGAAGAGAGUGCUCUCGCCGAAGCAAUUGAGUAUCUUGGUGCUGGCCGCCAAUUACCCUAAUUUGCGUUCCCUCUGCUUGGACGGUUGGAUCAUCAGCCAUAGUGAAUCGUGCCAGUUUGAACAAAUUCUCGCUGAAACUUCGCUCCGUGAACUACAACUCAAUCUCUAUACUUUUGAUUCCAGCAUUCAUGUCAUCAGCUGCAAAAAAUACCCAUGGCUAAACAUCAGUUGUAACAUCUUCCAUGUGUAA